AUGUCGACGACAAUAACGUCUCUUUUGAACUCGCUACAUUCGCACCUACAGUCACAAACGCAACUACUUCCCACACUUCAUGCCCAGCUUGGCUUGCCAUCAUCCGCUCUCACGGACGAACUGUCCGUCCUACAGCAGCAGCUAACGCAGUGUAUUGAAAGUCAAAUCGACCUCCGACGAAAGCAGGUUGACGAAUGGAUGCAAAAGUGCUGCGACGUGGAGAAAGAAUGUCUUAGCUAUGGGAGAGCACUGGGCGCGCAUGCGAAAGCUACGGGCAGUAGCGUGGGCGAGAUCAGGAAGGAGCUAGUGCUGCCUAAGAGAUACGAGGCUAUCUGCGAGUUUCAGGAGCGACUGAGACAGCUAUACCACACCAAGCUCGAACAGCUGCUGACAAUAACGGGCAGGCUCAAAGGGCUUGCCCGGACACUUGGGCCCGAUUUCCUCCCUCAUGACAUUCUCAACCCUAUUUCCGCCUCAGAUGAAGACGAAGAGAAUCGAGACAGUCCUCGUGAUGUCACGCCGGAGCGAUUCUCCAGACUAGAGAAGGAACUCGUGCGCUGCAAGGGGGAGAUGGCAAAACGACUCACGCAACUCUCGGCGACGAUGGUGCAAAUAGACUGGCUAUACACCGAGCUCGGUAUCACUCCGCCCACCCUUGAAGACGUGCCAUCUUGCUCGACGUUGACUCUUAAUAUCCCUCCCAUUUCGCGCUCGACGUCCUCAUGCAGUAAUCGUACCACCUCUUCCUCCUUCGAUCCAUUCCUUUCCACAUCAAUGACCACCGGUAUUUCGAUGUCAACACCAACCCCCGCAGCGCGUAUGAAGCAAUCGGCACCAUUACUGAUGUUCGCAGCUCCUGAUGAGCCCCAAGAGCCUCCAGAAACAGAAUAUCAGCACAUCUUCGCUCGUUUCGUUGCACGCAUGGAGGAGGCGUCCGAGGAGGAUCUGCAGGAUGCUCACAUCGGGCUGGAGGGCGUCGAGCCGACGCUCGGCCUCAUUGCUUGGGCGGAGUCGACGCGCGCAGAGCUGGAAGACACCAAGAAACGGCGAGAGGCGCACAUCCAGGCAAUGUAUGACCAACUUGAGGCACUUUGGCGAAGGCUUGGAGUCACAGACAAUGAGAUGGAUGCCUUCGUCGAGGCGCAGCGAGGCAGUACGGAGGUGACUGUGAGGGCGUAUGAAGAGGAGCUAGAGCGCAUGCUGGAGCUCAAGCGGGAGCGAAUGGGAACUUUCGUGGAGAAUGCCCGGACGGAGAUCACCAAACUUUGGGACAAGCUAAUGAUCGGUGAAGAGGAACGUGCGGACUUCGCGCCAUUCGCCGAUGAUGAACAUACGGAGGAGUUGCUAGUGAUCCACGAGAAGGAAAUCAAACGCUUGAAGAAGGAACUCGAGGACAAGGACGAUCUUUUAGAAAAAAUUCGGACAUACUUCGGCAUAUGUGAAGAGGAGAAGGCACUUGCUGAAGCUGAAAGCGAUCAGAGUCGCCUUCUGAGUCGUGGUCCUCGCGAUCCUGGCCGGCUGCUUCGUGAAGAGCAGAUGCGCAAGCGUGUUAAAGGGAAACCCAAACUCGAACGGCAACUAUUGACCUUAGUUCUCGAAUGGGAGAAGAAGACUGAACGGACAUUCUUCGUGCAUGGCCAGAGCAUAUUGCAACUCCUCGAGGAGACAGUCGGCAUCGCAGACAAGGAGAACAACCAGAAACGAAGUAAGGCUCCAGGUGCACGAGGGGGGUCUGUGCCUCCUCGUUCAAAGACACCCUCUAAUCCGUCGAGUCAAUACGCGCCGGGGUCAAGCCAUGGAGGAAAAAGUAACGUGGCUACACCUGCUGUCCGUCCAGGGUCCAGUAUAGGAGCGUCUUCACAGAGCGUACCUACCAAGCGCGCGCGUCUUGGGGAGUCCACCUCAACGUAUACCAAUGCAACUGUACCGCCUGUCCCCACGUUGGGUAGCAGCAAAGGCCCUGGCGCACAUAGAGCCCCCUCACCGACGAAGAUUCCGGGUAAGACCCCUACAAUUGGCUCCUCUCUUCCACGUCCGGUAGUAGCUAUGCCAGCCUCAAGAUCCGGCACGAGUCACCACGGCCUAGGGUAUGGACGUGCGCCGUCCUCACAUGUCCCACAUGCGCAUAGUUAUCAUCCAUACCCGGCUUCACAUCGAGCAGCGUCUCAUGCUUCUGCGACGCUAAGGCACACCUCCGCGACCCUAUACCCUACCCUCGCCGCAAAGAAGGCAUCACGAGCACGCCGGGAGAGCUUCAGACCGCGGGCCAGUAUGGAUGAUAAUCGGACCUUGGGCGCCGGGAGACCAGAUACAGGUGGGCAGCGGCGGUGGGCCGGCUUUGCGGGCGUUGCAGUGAAGGAGGAAGAGGAAGAUUUCUAG
Messenger RNA from Postia placenta MAD-698-R-SB12, 2379 nucleotides. RefSeq lists its product as hypothetical. The coding region runs from base 1 to 2379 and encodes 792 amino acids. Lineage: Eukaryota; Fungi; Basidiomycota; Agaricomycetes; Polyporales; Adustoporiaceae. The record is from RefSeq and is a predicted model, not a curated record. The transcript is spliced from 5 exons. Gene Ontology annotation, cellular component: spindle; mitotic spindle midzone; cytoplasm. Gene Ontology annotation, biological process: microtubule cytoskeleton organization; mitotic spindle midzone assembly. Gene Ontology annotation, molecular function: microtubule binding.